This is a messenger RNA of Engraulis encrasicolus (European anchovy), 1126 nucleotides long. Its product is annotated as very-long-chain (3R)-3-hydroxyacyl-CoA dehydratase-like. NCBI's taxonomy places the organism in Eukaryota, Metazoa, Chordata, Actinopteri, Clupeiformes, Engraulidae. The record is from RefSeq and is a predicted model, not a curated record. Gene Ontology annotation, cellular component: endoplasmic reticulum membrane. Bases 289 to 1017 code for a protein of 242 amino acids. The transcript has 9 exons. Gene Ontology annotation, molecular function: 3-hydroxyacyl-CoA dehydratase activity. Gene Ontology annotation, biological process: sphingolipid biosynthetic process; fatty acid elongation; very long-chain fatty acid biosynthetic process.
UUCUCUCACACCAGCUUCCGCACAAUGCGAGCUCUGUUAUGAUUGUCUGGAUGAGCAGCGUAGGCUACUGCUUUACUUGGACAAUUCGUUUCUACGAACACUUCAAUGGACAUACCGCAGACAAUGCGUCGCUGUUUUUCCGCACGUUUCCAGUGAAGGUACUUGAUAUUCUGAAAUGUCAGUCUAUUUUCCCGUCAUCCUGAAGUGAAGUAUCGCCUGUUCCAUUCCUUCUGCAGUGUCAGCAGCAUCAGCACAUGUUUUCGAAUACUUGUCCUCGCUUACAGAGACAUGUCUACGGCGAUAACAGCGGAGCUGACCCGAAACGACCCAGAAUCAAGGUCCUGGGACUUGCUGGAGACCCUCACGAAGACAUACCUCUUCACCUAUAACCUGAUUCAGUUGCUUGGCUUUCUUUGGAUAUUUUCCAGUAUUACUGUGAAUCUUGCUCUUGAAGGAACAGAUUCAGUUUACCAUACCUUUGACUACUGUUGGAUCGUCAUGUUCAUUUGUCAAAUACUGGCAGUGGUGGAGGUCCUCAACCCAGCUUUGGGUCUGGUGAACACGCCAGUCUUCCCUGCCAUGGUUCAGGUGAUGGGGAGGAAUGUCAUCCUGUUUGUCAUUUUCGGAAGCCUGGUUGAAAUGCAGAACCGGAUCAUAGUGUUCUUUGUCUUCUACACCUGGAGUGCAAUUGAGAUCUUCAGGUACCCCUUCUGCUUGCUUGCGUGCCUUGGCAUGGAGUGGAGAUUGCUCUCUUGGCUUAGGUAUACCAGCUGGGCACUACUGUACCCACUCGCCACGGUGGCAGAAGCGGUGACAGUGGUGCAGUCUCUGAGCAUAUUUGAUGAGUCUGAUCUGUACAGCAUUCCACUACCUCCAGCUCUGGGCCAAUCCCUCAGCUUCUCCUUCACACUCAAACUCUACCUGUUUGUCAUGUUCCUGGGCCUCUUCAUAAACCUGAGACACAUGAACAGCCAGAGGAGACUCCACUUCCUCCGAAAAGACAUCAAAGUGGACUGAGCCUCUGUGGUGUCAUCUUUUUAGCCUGCUUCCUCUGGGUUGGACUUGGAGUUUUCAUUCCCUGUGGUCGUCGAGACGACCAGACUGUCCUCUGUUGCCUGGAUGUGGC